Molecule: messenger RNA, 2686 nt
Organism: Corythoichthys intestinalis (scribbled pipefish)
Lineage: Eukaryota; Metazoa; Chordata; Actinopteri; Syngnathiformes; Syngnathidae
Gene: ciz1a
Product: cdkn1a interacting zinc finger protein 1a
Exons: 15
Coding region: 200-2059 (619 amino acids)
Cellular component (GO): nucleus
Molecular function (GO): nucleic acid binding; zinc ion binding
Source: RefSeq, a predicted model, not a curated record
UGUUUUGGAGGCGACCGCUAGAGAGCACAAAAGUGCAAAAACGCAGAAGACUGUUGUAGUCCAGAAUGUAGCAGCUGCGUUCAAAAGGACUUAGUAAAUGUCAAUUAUGCUGCUGUUGUCUUUUAAAGGAUAAAAUAAACAACAAUCUUCUCGAUUUUGGGAGAAGCUCUGGCAAUUUUUAGGGCAACAAGAGCUCGAUAUGUUCAACCCUCGCACCCAACACCACCAACAGCAGCAGCAGCAGCAGUACCACCAGCACCUGCGGCAGAUACAACAUCUUUUCCACCAACCGCCUCCACCGCCUCCUCCUCGGCCGCCUUCUGCACCGCCACAGCCCACUCCAGCUCACCAUGUCGGCCAUCAUCAUCACCAGGCAACACGAGCCAUCACAGUACCUCCACAUACGGCGACGCCUCCUCCCAGAAUGGUCAACCUGUGCCAAGCAACUCAAAGUACCGUUAUUAGCCCCAAUCCCAUGCUGCAGGGAGCCUUAAUGAUGCAGCAGAUGCAGGGUAACAUGCGGGGUUUUGGGAUUGCUGGACAGCAGUUUUGUCAGUUUUUCACAUCAGCAAACAGGUCUCUCCUGGGGCCGGUUCCCAUGGGCAUUGCAAUGAAGUCUCCCCUUGUGGGUUUCCCCGCUGCCGCUCGGCCCUUCCAACCUUCCCAUCGCUGCUACUACAAUAAUGCUGUCCUCACCACAACCGCUACCAGCAUAGCCAGCACCUCUUCUGUUACCGACACCAGCACGGAUGCCGUCACUCCCCAGCCGGAGAAGAAGUGUGACAGCAAGCAGAUGGUUGAUGGGUGCACAGAUGACAUCGCAGCAGAUAACAAGGCCAAGGAAACUGAAACAGAUGGUGUUGUGAAAUGGGUGGAUGAAUCCCCACGUAGUUUUGAGGAACAGAAUGAAGAACCUGCCCUCAAAAGAAAGAAGAUGGAAGGUUCUGAAGACCCUCAACAGGAUCCUCUUCUUAAUGACUGCGUCAUUCUCGAGGAAGACGGUGGUACGCCGGGUUCAAGGGCUGCUGACAGAGUCGAGGACAGCCAUGCUACCGUGAUGGGUGAGACUGAUCCCUCACACAAACAGGAUGUAGAGGGGAGUGCUGCAGAAGGUGCCAACAAGUUCUACUGCUACCUCUGCACCAUCACCUGUCACAGUCAGGAAAACUUUCGCAGUCAUAUGAAUAGCGUUUCCCACCAGCAGAGGAUGAUGGAGAUUCAGCACAUGAGCAAUGCCUGCUUGGUCACACUUCUGCCACGACUGCACGAGACUCUCCAGGGGGCCAGUAAAGAUGGCGAGAAAAAAGACACGCAGCGUUGGUGUGCUACCUGUUGCGCUCACUACUCCAUCAGCAUAUUGGAUCAUCGGCGUACAGAGGAGCACAGACUUGCAAGUCAAGCUGCCGUGUUGUCCUGCAGCGUCUGCAAGAAGCACUUCAGGAGUUCAAAGCUAUUUGUGGCACACUUACAGACACAGGAGCAUCAGCAGAGAAUAGAGAAGGAAAUAGAGAGCUGGGGCCUUUCAUUGAAACUACCAGGCAGAGUUGACGGCGUUGAGAUUGAGGAAGAGAAGGAAGAUGACAGGCUCGACCCGAAUGAAGAAGAUCUUGAUCCUGAGAACCAGGAUGGAUGGAGCUUAGGUAAAGAAGUGACUCUGAAGGACAUGGCAAGAGAUGAGCAGCACGACCCCGGCACAAUCUACGGGUCCAGUUUCUUCAUGCCGGUGGCCGGUUUCAUCUGCCGACUCUGCAACAAGUUCUACCACUUUGACUCGUCAGCCUUACACACACACUGCAAGUCCCUCAAGCACUUUGAAAAUCUCAAAAGACAUAAAGAAUCAGUCAGCGAACAACGCAACAACACUGACAUCGACGGCAGCUCUUUAACAGGAGCCAUCACAGACUCUCUGGAAAGAGAUUUCCUCUCCAGCACCACAGAAUCAACGUCAAAGCUCAGCGGUACACAAGGGACUAAAAACCAACUACCUUUUGAUAUUGCACAUCUGCCAGUCUGUACUGACAACACGAAUGAAGAAGAGACCAUGAAAAAUCGACCCUAGCCAAAACCAGGCACGUUUUGUAGGGUCAUAAAAAGACAAAGGACAGAUGACAUAAACCCCCUCCCAAAUAUCUCAUUGUCAGCAGCAAUAGACGUCCAAUCCAUUCGAACUGGGAGGGUUGGCAGCGAAUGAAUGAACAUUCCACCCUCCCUGUUCAAAUGGAUUGGAUGUCUACUAGUGAUAAAUUCAUUAGUGAGAGGGUGCAUCUUGUCCAGGACAUUUUUUUUUUUUUUUACUUGAAUGCCAGUGACAGAAAUCAAUGUCCAAUCCAUUAUUCAAAAACACUGAGAUGCUGUUCACAAGACCGCUCAUAUUUUAUAGUUUAUGUCAGACCAUUUGUUUGUGCCAUUUUAAUGGGUGAUGUGUCUGUAUUUGAUCGAUAAAAAUGCUUAACAGUUCUUUUUAAAGCCAGAAAGAGUUUAUUUUUCCACAAAUGCAUCACUUCCUUGUUAUCACUUCCUUGUUAUGAACGGUUCCAGAAAUAUUCCAUCCUCAUUUGUAGUUAUUUAGGGCCACAUUGUAUUGCUCAUGUCUCAAAUGCUGGAAGUUUUUUUUUUUCUCUCUCCUCUCUUUCAGAUUCUUUUAAUUUAUAUUAAAAUGUCCUAACAAUUCCCCAGUCAUGUGAAC